Gossypium raimondii (Peruvian cotton) is the source of this 1941-nucleotide messenger RNA. Its product is annotated as protein IQ-DOMAIN 19. The record is from RefSeq and is a predicted model, not a curated record. The transcript has 3 exons. Lineage: Eukaryota; Viridiplantae; Streptophyta; Magnoliopsida; Malvales; Malvaceae. Gene Ontology annotation, molecular function: protein binding. Bases 504 to 1634 code for a protein of 376 amino acids.
CAUGAUUACGGAGGUUUUGACUCCUCCAAAUACAUGGAAAAAAAAAUAGACCAUACUCGUAUCUGAUACUUAAACUUGAGUCUAAACAAUUAUGUCCAAGAUAAUCUUGUACCACCAAGCUUAGUACUGUUGGAAAAUAUUUCACUCCAAGCUACAAUUUACAUCAAAUGAUUCCAGAUUUAGUCUACUUGAGGGCCCAUUACUUUAAAGAAACAGAAGUUUAGAAGUUAAGAAAACACUAUUAAGUGAAAAUGAAACUUUGCAAGAAAUCUUCAAGGGAGUGGCAAAUGGCUUCACCAGGAUUAGGAUUUCCAUUGCAGGCCUUGGAUAAUAUAAUAUUAUUGCAAAGAAAAUAUAUAAAUAAAUUCAAUGGCAAGAAAAAAAAAAUACUAAUAUACAUGAAUUAAAAAAGAGAUAAAAAAAAUACUAGUCAACAACACUAACAAGUUAUCUGUAUAAAUUUAUAAGAUCUUUGGUCUUUGUUGUCUGGGGUGUGAUCAGACAUGGGAAAGGCAAGCAAAUGGUUAGUAAACUUCUUGCUAGGGAGAAAAGAUGAUAAAGGAAAAAGGAAGAAUUUGUCCAUAUCUUUUGAUGAAGAGAAUUUGGUUUCAUCCCCGUCUGCAACUCCAUCGUCCGCAUCUUCGUUUAAGCGGAGAUGGAGUUUUGGGAAGUUGUCGAGUAAAGAUCGAGCUCAUAAGAGUUCCCAGUCACUUGACUCAAUGACUGCAACUCCACUUUUGAAGCAAGCUAUAUUCAAUAUGGGGAUCCGGCAUGAUAAUACGAGGGUUUUCACAAUGGCCAUGAUGAAUUCUAGCAGAAGGAAAACAAAAGCAAGAUAUGCAGCAGUGGAAAAUGCGGCAGCGACCCAGAUUCAAGCCGCUUUUCGUUCGUAUUUGGCAAGGAAAGCAUUGCAUGCUUUAAGGGGACUAGUAAAGUUGCAGGCAUUGGUUAGGGGUUACUUAGUGAGAAAACAAACAACUGCUACUCUCCGAAGCAUGCAUGCGUUAAUGUCUAUACAAGUUCGAGCUCGGUUUCAGAGAAUUCAGAUGGCUGACCAAUCACAACUUGAUGUAAAAUCCCAAUCAUUAAGAUAUGGCAGGUUUCUCCAGGAGAUGGAGUUCAAAAGAUCACAAAGAGAAGGUAUUAAUGAAAAACAUGGGCUUGUGAAGAGCCAAAAUGGUUUAAUGAAUCAUUCACAAAUGGAGAGGAUUGAGCAAGGAAUCAUCAAAUAUUACUCAGGAGAGAUUCCAAUCUUAAAGAGGCAACAAAAGCAUGAGGAGUCCUCAUUCACCACACACAACAGUCCGCGACAUUCUCCUCCGAUGUCGAAGGUAACGCCUGCUAGAUCCUCUUUCAGUUCUCAUGAUUAUCCAUACAUGCCGAGUUACAUGGCAAACACACAAUCUUCGAGGGCCAAACUCCGGUCACAAAGCGAACCGAGACAACGGCCUGCAUUGAACUUCAAAGCCAAAGGCAAGAGAAUAACUUCGGCCGAAGAAAUGGAUGAUGAUAUUCUUCCACGUUAUUCAUUUUCACAGUCGAAAGGUAUUGCGGAUGAACAUCAAGAUCCGUGGAUUGUCAAACUUUAUCAAUCCACAAUUACACCAAAGAUGGAUACCUCUUCUUACAAAUGAGGUAAGUCAAGUGUUCACUGCAGUAGGUUCAAGAUUGAAUCUUUGUCACACGGACUCGGGAGUAAAAGCUGGAUAUAGGUAUAUAUCCGACACGAAUAUAUUCAGUAAACUUCUAUGUAUUUGGAAGUGCUUGAAAGAUGAUAUGUGAAAUCCAUAUCUGAAUAUCUGGUAGGGUACACAAGUAUCCAACAAUGAUACUUCAAAAAAAUUGAAGAAUUAGAAUAAUACAGGAUUUAACAGAUGAAAAAGAAUACAAUCUUCUGCUUUUAUAUGAAUGAAAAGAUUGCAAAUACUUUCAGAUUCUAAA